AGUUAUUUUUUGAGCUUUUAAAUGCCAACUUGAGCUUAUAUUAAAAACAUGAUGUCGGAUUCAAUGGAAGGAGAAGAGCUACAGAUAUUGGAUGGUGAAAAGUACAAUAUAUCCGAGAGUAAAUACGGUUCAAGUCCAGAAGAACGAGAUGAAGAGAAAACGAACGACACAACGGAUAACACGGAAAAGAGCAAUAACGCUUUAGCUUCUAUGAAUAUGAUUAAUUCGAUUUUAGGAAGUGGGAUUAUUGGAAUGCCAUAUACGUUAAAGGAAGCAGGAAUAGGAUUAGGCAUCAUCUUUAUUUUGAUCAUGGGAGUCGUAACCGAUUAUACGUUAAAUCUUCUUAUAAUUGCUGCUCAAAAUUCCAAAGUUACCUCAUAUCAAGAUUUAAUGUUUUCUACAUAUGCUGCUGUUGCCAAUACCGUCAUCACAAGAAGAGAGUUUGUUAUCUUCUUAGGAACGAUAUUCUUAACGUUACCCUUAUCUUCAUACAGAAAUAUUCAUAAAUUAGGCAAGUGGUCAGCUAUAUCAAACUUAUUUAUUGUAUUUUUAUGCAUAUUUACUGCAAUUCGUCUCGGAACUAUGAACUCAAUCAUACCGUCUGCAAGUGACGAUUGGACGUUUGCCAAAGUAGAGGCCUUAAAAGCUAUAACGAUUAUGUCCCAUGCUUUUAUGUGUCAUCAUAAUGCGUUGCUUGUAUUUAAUUCAAUGAAGGAGCCUGGAACAGCUAGGUGGUCUUUGGUCGUUCAUCUUAGCGUUAUUAUUUCCGUAUUUUGUAUGCUGUCCUUGUCCAUAUUCGGAUAUUGCACGUUCAAAGGGUUUACGGAAGGAGAUCUCUUAAAUAAUUAUUGUUAUUCGGAUGAUUUUGCUAAUACCGCAAGAGUGGUUUUCACCUUAGUUGUCGGUUUAACCUAUCCAAUUGAAUGCUUUGUGACUAGAGAAGUUGCGGAAAUACUAAUUAGAAGAUUUUUUAAGAUACCUUCUGAUGCAAAAACUCCUCUUUUGCGUCACCUUAUCAUCACAUCGUUAAUCGUUAUUUCGGCCUUUGCUCUUUCAUUAACAACCGGAUGUCUAAAGAUCGUGCUCGAAAUCGAUGGUUGUCUUGCGGCUAUACCGCUCAUAUUUCUUUUGCCAACUUUGGCGUACGUAAAAUCUUCUGGACACCAACUUCUGAGCAAAAAUCAUAUUCUACCUGCAAUAGUAUUCUGUUUCGGACUAUUUGUCAUGAUAAUUUCUUUUAUUCAAAUUGUGCAAGAAAUCAUAGACGGUAUUAGAUGCCAAGCAGCAGGUGUCUCUGUCAACAGCAGUGAGAGCGGUUGCUUAGUGAUUCGCUUUCACCGUUUCGACCCAUUCAUUUCACAGUUUGAAAGUAUGUCUUAUAAUACAACGAAACGUCGAGGACCAAUUGCAGCCGAAUACAGCAGUCCUGGUCCUAUCUAUGCCCUGAAAAGUUUGGUCGGAAAUUACGAUCACGAUCCUAGGAGCUCCCACUUCAGGGGACCCGCGUACUCCUUCGGUGUAAGACACGGUAAAUGGAGAGACGACUCCGGACCUGGCCCUGCCUAUUAUCCAGAUCCAAAAAUAGAUCGAAAUGGUCGCGACGGGUCACCACAAUACAGUUUGUACGGGAGACCAAGUGAUAGGAGAGGCUAUACUGUACCCGGCCCUGGUGCCUAUUCUCCUGAACAUUCUGGACAGACAACGCAGCGUGCCCCCCCUGCUUAUAGCUUUGGUUUGAGACAUAGGGGAAGGCGAACGGACGAUAUUCCUGGUCCGAAUCACUAUAGCUUACCAACCCAAUUAGGGGGAGGCGUAGAAAGCACCAAAUCUAAGGCACCAAUUUACAGUCUUACUGGACGUAAUCAUAGAGGGGGCUUUCAUGAGGAUUUGUCUAAGGCACCAGGUCCGGGCGCUUAUAAAAUUACGGAUCCCGAUCUAUAUAAAUAUCGCGGACCUGUUUACAGCAUUACGGCGCGCAAUCAAUUACCGUCGGACGCUACUCGGAAGCCUGGUCCAGGAGCUCAUUCGCCCGAAAAGUUUUGGGUACAUAAAAAAGCUUCUCCUGCUGUUACAAUGGGAAUUCGCCAUAGUCCAUACAUUGGAGUUUUAACCGAAGUGGAGAAUUAA
Molecule: messenger RNA, 2127 nt
Organism: Dimorphilus gyrociliatus
Lineage: Eukaryota; Metazoa; Annelida; Polychaeta; Dinophilidae
Source: the annotation of a GenBank genome assembly